AAACCACUACGUGAAUACAAAGUUCACCACUAGUACAUUACCUCAAAAAGAUAUACAAAAUGAAAAAGUUCACUAAUUAUCUGCAGUUCAUCAUGUUGCCUUUCUUGAUUAUGCUACUAUGUUUGCUUGAUACUACAGCUUCUCUUCCAGUAACAAUAAACUACAAUGAUUCCGAUUGCUACAACUCCUCCACUUACGCUCUUCAUAGCUCAUACGAAACCAAUCUCAAACAUCUUCUCUCCACUUUACUAUCCCAAAUUUCGAUCCCCAAACAUAUUUUCUCUACACACAUACAAGGGUCACAAACUCAAGAUCCUGCUUACGGCCUUGCCUUGUGCCGAGGUGACCUGAAUUCUCAGGACUGCCACAAUUGUGUUCAGACGGCGAGCAAGCAAUUGAAAAAUUCUUGUCCAAGGGCAACACAAGCUAUAUUGUGGAAGGAACAUUGUAUGAUUCGUUACUCAAACAACUCCUUUUUCGGCGCUUUACAAGAAAUUCCAAACAGGGUGCGAUACAACGAGAACCGUGUGAUCGACAUAGACCGUUGGCCUAAAUUUCUCCAGGAUGCAUUAAAAGAGGUUAUAUCUAUGGCAGCCUCUAACUACACCGGCAACAUGUUGGCCGCUAAGGAGGCGAUGUUUUUGCCCAUGAACAAGACUUUGUAUAUUUUGGCUCAAUGUACACCUGAUUUGAGCAUGGAGAAUUGCUCCAAGUGUCUUACUAUAGCUCAAUCUAAGUUUGUUAACAUGUUGCAAAAUGGAGAAGUUGUGCUGAUGCCUAGUUGUAACCUUAGGUACGAGAUUUAUAAGUUCGAUUACGUAUUGCAAACGGUGGCUCCUACUCCUACAGGAAAGAAGUCUGUAACCAAAUUGGUCAUUGCAAUCACUGUGCCAUUAGCUAUCUUGGGGAUGCUAAUUGUCUUAGGCACUUAUCUCUUUAAAAAGAAAGCAAAGAAAUCCCCUUCUCUGGACGUGAAAAAUGUGCUUGAUGAUUUAGCAACUGAGGAAUCCUUGAUGUUCGAACUGGGUGUACUUGAAGCGGCCACUAAUAACUUUUCAGAUGAUCAAAAGCUUGGGCAAGGCGGAUUUGGAGCUGUUUAUAAGGGAACUCUGCCAAACGGACAAGAAAUAGCAGUUAAAAGAUUAUCAAAGAUCUCUAGCCAAGGAGUGGAAGAAUUUAAGAAUGAGGUUGUAUUGAUAGCCAAUCUCCAACAUAGAAAUCUCGUCAGGUUGUUGGGCUUUUGCUUAGCAGGGAAGGAGAAAUUAUUAGUAUACGAAUUUAUUCCCAACAAAAGCCUCAACUACUUUUUAUUCGAUGCAGGAAAACAAGGAGAACUAAAUUGGCCUAAGCGCUACGACAUUAUAAGAGGCGUUGCUAGGGGAUUGCUUUAUCUUCAUGAAGACUCUCGCCCAAGAAUCAUCCACCGUGACCUUAAAUCAGGAAAUAUUUUGCUUGAUGCAUAUAUGAAUCCAAAAAUCUCAGAUUUUGGUUUGGCGAGGAUUUUUAAGGUUGAACAAACGGAGGACGACACUAGCAAAGUUGUCGGAACUUAUGGUUACAUGGCUCCAGAAUACGCCAUGUAUGGACAAUUUUCGGUAAAAUCAGAUGUAUACAGUUUUGGCGUGUUAGUUUUGGAGAUUGUAAGCGGCAAGAAGAUUAGUGCAAGAUUCCACCCAACUGAAAACGGAGACUUAUUGAGUCAUGCCUGGAAAAGUUUGACGGAAGAAAAACCCUUGGAAUUCAUGGACUCGACGUUGAAAGAUUCAUACUCGGUUGCUGAAGUCUUGAAAUGCAUUCAGAUAGGAUUAUGGUGUGCACAAGAGAACACAGAUAAUAGACCAACCAUGUCAACAGUUGUGCAUAUGCUCAACACAGACUCUUCUACCAAAACAAUACCAACGCCUCAAUGUCCUCGAUCCUUCUAUACUGAUAGUACAGAAUCAUCUCUUGUGUCAGGGUUGGGUCCGAAAUCAACGACAACAACGAGCACAAAUGAUUCAAUAAUGUCAGUGUAAUAGAUGUACCAUUAACAAUACUCCCUCUCUUUUUUCGUUUGUUGUUGCUGUAUCUAUUAUUGAGAAAUUUCAAUAUGUUGUUCUUAAUUUGAAUCUUUCUAUACAUAGUGUAAUUUAUAAAUUAAAUUUCUCAUUAGUUUUAAGUUGCA
This is a messenger RNA of Beta vulgaris subsp. vulgaris (sugar beet), 2164 nucleotides long. RefSeq names its product cysteine-rich receptor-like protein kinase 8. The record is from RefSeq and is a predicted model, not a curated record. NCBI's taxonomy places the organism in Eukaryota, Viridiplantae, Streptophyta, Magnoliopsida, Caryophyllales, Amaranthaceae. Gene Ontology annotation, biological process: protein phosphorylation. The transcript is spliced from 7 exons. Gene Ontology annotation, molecular function: protein kinase activity; ATP binding. Bases 60 to 2015 code for a protein of 651 amino acids.